This is a messenger RNA of Hevea brasiliensis (rubber tree), 4073 nucleotides long. RefSeq names its product polygalacturonase At1g48100. The coding region runs from base 2421 to 3836 and encodes 471 amino acids. Gene Ontology annotation, molecular function: polygalacturonase activity. The transcript has 6 exons. The record is from RefSeq and is a predicted model, not a curated record. NCBI's taxonomy places the organism in Eukaryota, Viridiplantae, Streptophyta, Magnoliopsida, Malpighiales, Euphorbiaceae. Gene Ontology annotation, biological process: carbohydrate metabolic process.
UUGGGCAACUCGUGAAUGCUUUAAUUCCAUUGUCGUGGACCUACUGCAUGCUUUCUAUUUGCAUUGUAUGGCCACAAAUUAGGCUAAACAACAACAAGAGUCACGAGAGACUCUACAUUUACAUCACUAGAUUUGGAUUGCCACAACUCUUAUUAUCAUUUAUUUUAUGUACAUUAAAUCUUUAUCCUCUCCCUUUUCAUGAGUUGAUAAAAGGACAAGCAGCUCAAGUGCAUUGCAAAUUGACGAUGUGUAGCAGCACAUUAAUUUCUGUAGAAUUCCAUCCUAGUAAAAAACAUUUGCUGCUUUAUUCUAACGUUUGAGAGAGAGAGAGUGAGAGAGAGAGAAAACAAUAGAUGUUUCUUUAAUUGAUAGUGUGAUAAGGAUGGGAAAAUCUUGAUACCCAAUUUGAUGAACUCUGUACGAAAAAAGGCAGUUUAAGGGUUCUCUCUAACAUGGAAAUUGCUAUAACUUCUUUCUUUGCCAAUGACCCUUCUUCUCAUGGAUUUGUUUCAACUCACAACAAUACGUACAAAUAGGAUGGUUUAAUUUAUGGAUUCAAUCAUGAAAUUUGUGUUCUUAAUUAUAAUGUCAAUUCUAAAUUAUAGUUUUUUUUUUUUUGUCGAAUUAUUUGAAACUGUCAAGGUGGACAAGUAAAUGAAACCAUUUUUUUAAGGAUUCUAUUAUUAGCUUGAUGCCUAUGUGAGCACUAGUAGACAUGCAACUCCCAUCAUUUCAAUAAAACAGUUUAAUUAUGUCUUUAUCUGUUCAUAACAUAUUCUUCUCCUACAAAUUAAAUACGCUUAUUUGGAUCAAGCAAUCGUCAAUACGUGGUUUUUGGAAGCUCUAUCCUGAAGCAAGGAAUGCGUCUGAUUUUGGCACUCUCUUCUAGAGAAGCAUGUCUCAAAGUAGUUCUUGUUUAUUAUUUAUUUAUUUAUUUAUCGAAGAUAAGAAAUUCAUUAAUGGACUGAAAUGGGAAAUACAAAAAUGGGUUCAAGGCUCAAUUACAAAGUGCAUGGGAAGGCCUUGUUCUAAACCAUUUAGCUCCAGCAAGACAGGCCCAUGGCUCAAGCAGAGAGAACUAAAGUUAGAGGCUCCAACCUAUAAUCCUCGGACCGCCUGUAGAGGAAACGGCGCCACCAAGUUGAACGAGCUAGACGGUGACAUGGAUGACAAGCAAACCAGAAUCGCAUAAAAGAAAGGCCAAAGCAAACGAGAAGAAGAGAGAACACCCGAAACAAGCCAACCCUACACAAAACAAAUCACAACCCAGGCCAAACUACACGCUGAAAACAUAGCUAAACAGGAGAUCUCCAGGCGAUAGGCAGCGCUCAACCCUCCUGGCCAUUUAAGGAAUCGGAUAUCUACUGAAGACGUCAGUUUCGUCUCCAAAAAUUAUCAUACCAUAAAAGAAAUGUGUCAAUCUUGAGAAAAACAACCCAUGCAAGGCAAUCCAACACACUAGGAAGCAGAAGCCUUCAACCCAACACAGAUCUUCAACCCUACGCCAUAGAUCUAAAUCUCUAGGUGGUGCUUGAAACUGAGAUGCAAACAAACUGAAAUCCUUCACUUGUACUGCUGGUCUGCCACCAAAACAAAAGAAACUCAUAUGUAUAGUCCCACCCGAAGGAAGGAAAAAUCCGCACUCUGGUAAGGUGGAAAGGCCACUCCUGCCCGGAUGGACAGGGGAAGCCAACGGAUGCAGCAGAGAAACGAGGCCUAACCUUAAGGAGAAAAAGACCCUUUCGGAGAAAGUUCGCUUUUUAACCAAAAAAGCAGUUGAGUCUCAAAGCAGUUCACAAGCUAGUACUGUUGCAGAAGAAAUUCCUUCCUAGCCCUACUUCCACCUUAACCUUGCCAGGCAACAUAAUAAAACAAACACCAUACAAUCCAGAAAAAUAAACAAUUAAAUAAAAAAUGGACCAAAUCACAUAGAAGCAGAAACUAAUGCACAGCAAAUAUUGUAAGAGAAAUAAACUGCCGGAGACCAACACAUGCAUUUCACCCCAAGACCCAAAAACACUGCCAGUGCCAAAUUUGCCAAGCGAUGCCAACCUCCCUUAGCCUAUUCAACCCUUCUUCUUAGAGACAACGAUGUUUCAGUCAAUGCAAACAUGACACGUGUCAACCUUGUGCAUAAGUACAGUUUCUUUAUUACAUUAUAAAAUAAAGCCUCUGCUUCAUAAUGGUCCUUAGCCAUCCUAUUACAUUUUUUCUUUCUCGAUCCUGUUGGUUCUCCUCCAUUAAAUUUGGCAUGCAACACCAACAUUCCUAAAGUUCAAAUUGUUUUGUGGUUAUGCUUCAGGGGAAUUACUUGUGGUUGCUGCUCGCACAUUAACAUAUCCUUGCUUUUUGUUCCUUAGAUUUAUAGUAUUGAAGAUUGCCUACACUACUGUCCUUCCAAGUUCAAUUCUUUCCUUCUUAUGGAGCUUGUUCGCGGGUUGGUAGUCAUUUCGAUUAUAGUGAUUUUUCUCCUUCAGAAUUCAAGCAACGUACAAGGAAGAUACCAUCAUCACAAGACCAAAAAUAAGUCCUCCAAAAAACCAGGGUCCCCCGUUUCUCCAUCCCCUGAUCCUCAACACCCCUCUGUUCCUUCCUCCCCGGUUAAUACUCCUCCAAUUCCCUCAGAUCCAUCCACUUCAGAUCGCAUUUUCGACGUGAAAUCUUAUGGGGCAGUUGGAGAUGGUUCCGCUGAUGACACUAACGCAUUUGUGGCAGCAUGGAAGGCAGCCUGUGAAGUUGAAUCAGGAGUUGUUUUGGCUCCUUCAGGUUAUGUUUUCAUGAUCACUUCAACCAUUUUCUCAGGGCCUUGCAAGCCAGGACUUGUGUUUCAGGUGGAUGGGCUCCUAAUGCCACCGGAUGGACCAGAUUCCUGGCCGGAAAAAGAUAGCAGAAAGCAAUGGCUUGUGUUUUAUCGACUCGAUGAUAUGACUCUCACCGGAAAAGGAACUAUUGAAGGCAAUGGAGAGAAGUGGUGGGAUCUCCCCUGCAAACCUCACCGGAGUUCUAACGGAAAGGCAUCGAAAGGACCAUGUGACAGCCCUGCGUUGAUUCGGUUCUUCAUGAGCUCCAAUCUAGUAAUAAGCAACUUAAGGAUUCAAAACAGUCCUCAAUUCCACAUGAAAUUCGAUGGCUGCCAAGGCGUUCUAAUACAACAGCUGUACAUAUCUUCUCCUAAACUCAGCCCCAACACUGAUGGGAUCCACAUCGAAAAUACAAAGACUGUUGGAAUAUACAACUCUUUGAUUAGCAAUGGUGAUGAUUGCAUAUCAAUUGGAACUGGGUCCUCAAAUGUUGAUAUCGAGGCUGUCACCUGCGGCCCUAGUCACGGGAUUAGCAUUGGAAGCCUAGGAGUACAUAAUUCCCAGGCAUGUGUCUCCAACAUAACAGUUAGAAAUGCAAUUAUAAGAGAUUCAGACAAUGGUGUGAGGAUCAAGACAUGGCAAGGUGGGACGGGAUCUGUUUCAGGCAUAUCCUUCCAGGACAUCCAAAUGGAGAAUGUUAGAAACUGCAUGAUCAUAGACCAAUACUACUGCAUGUCAAAGGGAUGUCGAAAUCAGACCUCAGCAGUGUAUGUGACAGAUAUAUCAUACAGGAACAUUAAGGGCACUUAUGAUGUGCGAACCCCACCAAUUCACUUUGCCUGCAGUGACACUGUCCCUUGCACCAAAAUAACCCUGUCAGAAGUUGAGCUUCUCCCUGAAGAAGGAGAAUUGGUAGAUGAUCCAUUCUGUUGGAAUGCCUAUGGGACAGAAGAAACAGUCACUAUACCUCCUCUAAAUUGCCUGAGAGAUGGAGAGCCUGAGAGUGAGGGAGAGGUCGCCUCCUAUGGUUGCUAAAAAACUAUACUACGAGUACUCGUGAUUAAUUAUGAUUUCAUUACUAUAGGAUACUGUAUAGAGCCAUUCUCUUUCAUGGGUCUUGAUUACUAUUUAGGCUCCAUCCCUGUUAGGGUAUUUCCCCUUAUUGUGUGAUGAGAUUGUAGUAGAAGAUGAGUCUUAUUAUUAUUUUUUUUUUGUUGGAUUUUUACCUGUAUGAUUAUUAAAGAUUGUAGUGGUUUCAUUUGAUUUAUUUUA